This is a messenger RNA of Amphimedon queenslandica, 4597 nucleotides long. RefSeq names its product rapamycin-insensitive companion of mTOR-like. The record is from RefSeq and is a predicted model, not a curated record. The transcript has 35 exons. NCBI's taxonomy places the organism in Eukaryota, Metazoa, Porifera, Demospongiae, Haplosclerida, Niphatidae. Gene Ontology annotation, biological process: TORC2 signaling; positive regulation of phosphatidylinositol 3-kinase/protein kinase B signal transduction. Gene Ontology annotation, cellular component: TORC2 complex. The coding region runs from base 86 to 4570 and encodes 1494 amino acids. Gene Ontology annotation, molecular function: protein serine/threonine kinase activator activity.
UUAUACAAACACCACGCCCAUAUUUUCUAGUUGGAUUCAUUUCUGAAGCUUUGGAGGAAUUUUGAUUUAUUUCUUUCGGUAAAGGAUGACAGAAGAGAGCAAGUAUGGAGCCUCAAUGGCUAUACUUCAAAGAUACCUAACCCCUGACGACAGCAACUCUACUAAUACCAACAGUUCUGGAUUUGGUGAUGUUGAUCAGAAUAUUAAUAUACUCCUGGCUAAGAUCAGUAUUAAAGAUGGAGAGAAAGGUUCUUCAUCAACAUCAAGAAGAGUCAGACAUCUUAACGACCUUGCAAAAGUGAUACGUCAUAUUGGUCCUAAUGCUCAGUUUAUGAUAACAAACGCAAGAAGAAUAAUUGAAAAUGUUAAGCUGGCCUUGCUCAGUCAUGUUAAAGAAGUCCGGGCUGGGUCUUUAAGAGUGCUGCGCUAUAUUCUCUCUUCGUCACAAAAUUAUGAAAUCAUGUUAAGUAUUAAGAUUGAUCAUCUCGUGGCGAGAUCACUUGAUUCACCACCUCAGAGAGACAUAGAGAGGCUACAGGCCAUGAGGUUUGUACGACAGGUACUCCUAGUCUGUCCUUCAUUAAUAUCCAGGUCACUAGUGGCUCCUCUGAUGUCUAUAGUCAGUUCAGACACUGAAGUACCACUGGACAAUAUAACCUGGGCAGCACUGGCUACACUGUGUGAAAUAGCACUGACUAAUAUUAAUCUCUCGUCACACUGUGGUAUCAUUAAAGUACUGGUUAGAGGACUGCUGAAAUGUCAGAGUCCUGAGAUAAGUGAGACUGUUAUACUAACACUGUGUCAUCUAUUGAACCACCCCAGUACCAGAAAGCAUGUAAGAACACAUCUUGAUAUUGAGGGUGUGCUGGCUCCAAUAACUGACCUUCACUUUAGCUUUCAUACUAAUGAUAAUACCACCACUGAUAUAAAAAGUGACAGAGAUAAGAGAGUAGAAUCAGCUAAGAUAUCAAUAACAGCAUUGCUGAAAUCAUGGCCGGGUUUUUUAUUGUUACUUAAUCCGUCAAUUAAUGGAAUAUCAACAAUAAUUAACAUGUUACCUUUGACUGAACCCUAUAUACAGAGACAGAUCCUUGAGAUACUCUAUAGUUCCUUUCAUUUGAAGAUCCCUCAGUGGACUGAUGACUAUAGGAUAGCUAUUGCUAGUGUUGACCCCACCCAGUAUUCUCAGGACUGGUCGUUAGAGGCAGGGUGGGUAGCUGAAGAGGGUAAGUCCCUCCUUCCUCCUAAAGUGAUGGAGCGUGUUGAUCUCAUGGGUUGCUACCAUGCUCUGUUACUCACCUGUCUAUUGAAGGCUGGGUUCUUCACAUCGCUGGUGGAAGUGGUUAAACUACCUGAUCAACACAUAGCUGUAAUGACUGCUGUACUAAUGGGGCAGCUGCUACAUAUGGCUAAUUCUAUUCUUCCUCCGGAAUAUUUUUGUUUUUCUUUGAAAUUGCCCGACCUCAUAGCAGCUGCAAUGUCACCUGAUGAACAGGGAGAGAGAAAUCGUGCUUCAGAAGUAAUAAAUUGUUUGGAUCGUAUCCAUCAAAUGAAGAAACAGCCGGUCAAACCAUCCAGCCUCUAUCUUAAACUAACACUAGAACAAGCUGGUUAUUUUUCAGGUAAAGGUAGAAGUCACAAUAACCUCAUGCAUAAUGUCCACAUAUCCAAUGAGAUGGAUGACCUCACUCUACAGUCUCAUAUUCGUGAUACCCUGGUACUGACUAACCCGAGGGAGUACCCCUCCUGGGACUGGAACCUCAUACUAUCACUGCUUCAUCAUCCUUAUCUCUACACUGUGUCCCUCACUGAAGAGAGUAACUGUACCAAGUUUUUACGCAGUUUGACUAAUUUCUUCAAGCCUAGCUCCAGACAGUAUUCAUCCAUUGUCUAUUCAUUGUCUAACAGUAAGAAAUACUCGUCUGUUGGUCUUCAGCUUAUCAAGUACCUGAGCAAAAUGGAAGGAAUUGGGUGUGGUUUAUUGCAGAUUCUUAUUAAAGACAUCGUUGACCAACUAGGACAAGUUACUGCUUCUAAGGUUACAGCUGAUGUUUUCUCCCCCAGUAGUGUCUCUCAUAAAAUGUCUCGUGAUUAUUUCCUACUAAUUGGUGCAGUUUCAUUCCACAACAGUUCAUUAUUGUACAGCCUUGGGGCAUAUGGACCUAUUCUUGAUAUUUGCAGUAUCACUAGUAGACAUGAUCUCCACAAGUUGAUAAUAUCAUCACUUGACUUCUCUCAUGAUAACUAUUCUAAGCCAAUCCUACAGAAACUGCUUAAUGGGUCUGAUGGAGAGACCAGGUUAUAUGCUACUAAGCACAUGCGAGUGUUUCUUCGUGUUAAUGCUCCUUUCUUCUCCAACUGGGGUAUGGAGAUGCUGAUUGGUCAGUUGUACGACACUGAGGAGCCAGUGAGGGAGGAGGCCAUUGAUAUACUGGACGAGGCUUGUGAAGAAGAGUCAUUCCUGGAAGCCCUAGUACUGCAGCACCCUGCGCUACUCCACCUGUCAGAGAGAGGAGUAUCAUUAUUAACAAGAUUCAUAUCAGUGAAGAGGGGAUACUCACUACUCUCACGACUGGGACAUUUGAAAACUGAACUGGAUGCAUGGCUCAAAGAUUACAAUUAUCGUUAUGUCUCAGUGGUGGAGCAGAGACUGGCUGAGAGUCUCACUAGUUAUCGUCAAACCAAAGAGGGAGAGUUCCACCGGAGGAAAGGAGACGCUGGCACUUUUAAAAACGUACAAACGUUUGUACCAGUUCACUUUUACGGCCAAUUAGUGAGGCAUGAAGAGGGGUGUGGCCUACUCAAAGAAGAGGGUCAUAUUAGUAAAUUGAUUGAGUUACUACAGAAAGAGCCAAACACUUCAAACGAUAUACUUGAAAUAAAAGCAGCUGCCUGGGCUCUGGGUCAUAUUGGUACUUCUGUUGGUGGGUUAGACCUGUUGCUAGGCGAUGAUGUCAUACAAUUGUUAGUUAAAAUAACGGAAUCAUCUCCAGUAGCAACAAUAAGAGGAACUUGUUUCUAUUCUCUGUGUCUCAUAUCUAAGACUCCUCAAGGAGCAGAUGCUCUAUUAACCCACGGCUGGACUUCAGUCCGUCACUCCAGUGAUGAGAAAUGGCCACUGAUCCUUUCUGAGGCCAUUGAGGAUGUUAUUCACAUUCCUUCAUCUCCUCUCUCUCCCAGUUCCUCUUUCAAUGGAGUGAUGUCAGUGAUAGAGGAGAGAGGGAGGGCCGGGGACUCUCCUAAGAGAGAGGGAGAGAAGAGGAGACAAAGUUCACCCUCUCAUACUGUGUCAGGUAGAGGUGAGAAGAGGAUAUCUCGUACAGUCAGUGCAGUUGCUGUACCAGUCAGUACUCCUCCUCGUAACUAUGUACUGAGGCCAGUGAGACCAAUGGACCUUGGGGAGAAGGAUAGGGACAAUUCUCAUGUCCAUGAUUCCCCCGUGAGGCGGUCCACUCCUCCCACUGGACGUGGUGUCUCCCUCAACAUGACUCGACUCAACUCUCUCACGUCUCUCAGGCCGGGAUCAACUGGGAACUUUGUGGGUGUGGUCUUACCUCUGGAACUAAGCAACUUAUUUAAAUUCAAGGAAGACUCUUAUAAAGGUUCUAGAGCUGAUUAUGUAUCGACUGAUUUAUUUGACGAUCAGCAUCACUUCUUAUUGGACAAUUUAGUAAACCACACCCACUCGACCCCGCCCCCUCCAACCUCCAACACAAACCAGCAACAAACAAAGGAGAAUGGUGUGACUCCAUUAAUGGAUGAUGCUACUCAAGAAAAAACUGAAACUGAUGAUAAGAAGAUUUUAGGAUCAAGUGUCCAUUCUCAUACCAGUACAUCUUCUGGUUCCGUUACAUUUGAUGAGAGUUCAUAUGAAGGACAGUUGAUACUGCACAGAGAGUUCCUGGAGAUUGUUUAUUAUCUUUGCUCUGAUGUUAGUCUUAGGAAGAAUGUACACCAUCUUAACCUGUUGUGUAAUAAGUUCCCUUGUCUCUCCCAAGACUCCUCCCUCUACUGGAAGACUAUGACGUUACUGUCAUUAUUUCAUUAUACUCAGACCAACAGGAGAUUAAUACAGUCUAAAUUUGAUGGACUCACUUUUGACGAAAUAUUCUCCACUACCAGACAGUAUUACCAAACACACGAGCUCUUGAAGGACCCGCCCAGUUCCCCUACUGGCCCUGCCCCCUCAGCUGACUCUGAUACCACAUGUAACCGAAGACGAAACAGCACCGGGGAGAUACUUAAAACCAAACCAGCAGACCACACCUCCUUAAUGAGGGUUGGUUCGUCUCACUCCGAAGAGAAGCUAGACACUAAGUCCAUAGCAACGACGACCACUGCUAGCGAAAUGGACACCCUUUCUGAGGGAAGCCUUACUAGUAAUGAGAUGCUGGAGUGGGAGGGGGAGGGAGGGGAAGGGGGCGGGGUCAAGGAUGAGGGAGAGAGGGUGAGGGAGGAUCAGAUCCCGUCUUUGGCUGAGGCAGGGAACAGGUUGAGUCAGUUGGAACUUGACGUGGGGACGUCCUCUAGCAUGCCUCCCUCUAUUGUGGAGGUGGUCAUUGAUCUAUGAAUAAUUGAUUAGUUAUUGAUUAAUUGA